Salvelinus fontinalis (brook trout) is the source of this 3779-nucleotide messenger RNA. Its product is annotated as phosphofurin acidic cluster sorting protein 1-like. Bases 430 to 3156 code for a protein of 908 amino acids. The transcript has 23 exons. The record is from RefSeq and is a predicted model, not a curated record. Gene Ontology annotation, molecular function: transmembrane transporter binding. NCBI's taxonomy places the organism in Eukaryota, Metazoa, Chordata, Actinopteri, Salmoniformes, Salmonidae. Gene Ontology annotation, biological process: protein localization to plasma membrane.
UGCCUCCUCUCCCUAGUGUGGGUGGCAGCUCUGAGACGCUGGCGUUACAAUAUUAGCUCUCUGUGCGGGCGUGUGAGAGAGAGAACGCACGCACGCAAACCAUUUGCACCUGCUCUGACGCCCUAACUCUAACAUUAUUAUUCUUGAGAGGAACUGUUGUCAGGACUGGAGUGCAUCUUUAACGAGAGGCGUAGCUAUUCAGUUGUGCUCCCCGGAGAACAAAUUUCCGCUUCCUGCUAUGAAAAACAUCGAACUUUUGACCUAAUCGCAUCAAAUGUGUCUGCAGAACAGAAAAGCAAGCAAGAAGUAAUGGAAUUCUGUGUAUGAAAGCGCAAUUUAAAGCAUCAGAGUGUGCUGAAAAUAUUGGUAUGCACAAGUCGGGAAGCUGAAUGAAAGGUAUUUUUCUUCCACAUCUAUAACACCUUCAGUAUGUCGGAGAGAGGGGGUCUCCCGCGGACUGGGGGCACACCAUCUCCACAUAUGCAGCCGUCCAAGACAGUAACGAUCUCCCCGAACCGUCCGGUUCAAAUGAACCUGUAUGCAACCUGGGAAAUUGACCGCUCAUCUCCAAGCUGUGUGCCCAGGCUCUUCACUGUUACCCUGAAGAAGCUGCUGAUGCUUCAGGAGCUGGACAGAGACCUAACCUCUGUUGUCAUUGCAGUCAAACUCCAGGGAUCAAAGCGCAUUUUACGUUCCAAUGAGAUCCUUUUGGCAUCGGCUGGACUUACUGAGACUGAUCUUCAGCUGACGUUCUCCUUGCAAUAUCCACAUUUUUUGAAACGAGAUGCCAACAGACUGCAGAUCAUGUUGCAGAGGAGGAAGAGGUACAAGAACCGCACCAUUCUGGGCUAUAAGACCCUGGCUCUGGGCCUCAUCAACAUGGCAGAGGUGAUGCAGCAUCCAAGUGAGGGAGCCCGUGUGUUGGCUCUCCACACCACAGUGAAGGACACGGCUGUGACUGUGGCUGAGAUGAGGGUCUACUCGCUCUCCAGCCAGCCCAUCGACCACGAGGUGUCCAAGGCCAAACUGUCAGACCGCUCCCCUGACAUUGACAACUACUCGGAGGAAGAGGAAGAGAGCUAUUCAUCAGAGCAGGACGGGAGUGAUGACCCUGCUCACAUCCAGUAUCUGUUCGAAGAAGAUGACACGAGGAAGAAGAAGCACAGACGCAAACUCACCUCUGCAGCCUCCAUCACCAGAGGUCAUCCCAACAUCAAGCAGAAGUUUGUGGCCUUGUUGAAGAGGUUUAAAGUGUCUGAUGAGGUGGAAUUUGGCCUGAAGAACGUGUCCCAAGAGCACAUCCGUGAUGUGGAGGAGGACUUGGAUGAGCUCUAUGACAGUCUAGAGAUGUACAACCACAGUGACAGCGGCCCAGAGAUGGAGGAGACGGACAGCGUCCUCAGCACACCCAAACCCAAGCUCAGGCCCUUCUUUGAGGGCAUAUCCCAGUCCAGCUCGCAGACCGAGUUUGGCAGUCUGAACAGCAGGUGCAGUCUGCCCAAAGACACCCUGAGCCCACAAGGAGAUCAGCCCCAAUCAGGCAAGAUGAACCGCACUCGCUCCCGCAACCUGGAUGACUCUAAGACAGACACCCAGGAGCUGAUUGAUCCGAAGGGGUUACUGGAGACAACAGACUGCAUCACUGUCUCUGUCCCAGAGAAGCUACCCAGGACCCCGACGAGGGAACUGAGGAGCAGCAACAGUGAGAGCCACACCACCAUGCUCUCCCCCAGGUUGGAUGAUGGGCACACACCCAGGCAGAGACGUGGGACGCCAAUGAAGGAGAGGCGAGGGCUGUCCAAACCACUGAGCGAACGCACCAACAGCUCUGACAGCGAGAGGUCACCAGAGCUCAGCCGCACCCCACAGGUGCCCAGGAAGGCUGUGUAUGACCAGCUGAAUCAGGUCUUCUCCUCAGACACUGCCCUCCCAGACAGCCUGGUCCUGGUCAACACCAGUGAUUGGCAGGGACAGUAUGUGUCCGAGGUGCUACUGGCCCAGAAGCAGCCAGUAGUGUGUACCUGCUGUGGGGUGGAAAUUCAGGCUGUCCUCACCACCCUCCUCACACGCAUCCAGAAGUUCUGUAACUGUAACUCGUCCACGCCGCCGCCGGUCAAGGUGGUGGUGGCAGGGGGACAGAGCUACCUGGGGGCCAUCCUACACUUCUUUGUCAGUCAGCUGGCCAACAAAACAUCUGAUUGGCUCAGCCUCAUCCACUUCCUGGUUGUCCCCCUGGGCUGUCACCCUGUAGCCAAGCACCUGGCCUCCCUGGACCCUCGCUACAGCUCUGUGUUCCUGGACAAUGCCUGGAAAGAUCUGUUCAGCGGCCUGGAGGCCCCUCACUCCACUGCAGACGGCGUGGACGUGGCAGGAAGGAUCAGCCAGUACAUCAGCAGCGUCUCUGUCACACACCAGUUGCCUAUUGCUGAGGCCAUGCUCACCUGCGAGUACAAGAGAUAUGACGAAGACUCUUACCAGAAGUUUGUUCCCUUCGUUGGGGUGGUGAAAGUAGGGUUGAUUGAACCGACUCUGGCGUAUUCAGGUGGAGACACUGAGGAGGCUGUUAGCGUCAGCUUGGCUGUUCCCUCCACCUCCCCACAAUCUCAUGGAUCUCCCACAGGGAUGCCCAGAGAGGCUGUCACCCCACCCCCAUCUCCCUCCCUGAGCAGCGGACUGGUGAGCCCUAAUAUGUCCCAUGGGGUGGACACCAUUGGGCUGACGGUGGAUUAUUGGGUAGCAACAUGCUCAGAGCGGAAGAAGGAUGGGGAGCGGUGUGACAAGGGCUCCAAGAACACGCUGAAGAGUGCCUUCUGCUCCCUACAGGUCAGCAGGCUGCCAGGAGGGGGCUCCACUGAGAACCAUCCCCAGGCCAACACCAUGGCCAUGACCAUGGUCACCAAGGAGAAGAACAAGAAAGUCUCCACCAUAUUCCUGGGCAAGAAGCCCAAAGAGAGGGAUGUAGACUGUAAAAGCCAGGUGGUUGAGGGCAUCACCAGACUCAUCUGUUCUACCAAGCAGCAGCAGACAAGCCUAAAAGUGUCUGUUGACGGUGUGGAGUGGACUGAUGUCAAGUUCUUCCAGCUGGCUGCUCAGUGGCCCACCCAUGUGAAGUACCUGCCAGUGGGGCUGUUUGGCUACAACAAGACCGCCACCUAGAGGCCAACCCAGACAAGACCGCCACCUAGAGGCCAGACACUUAUUCUUCCUGGGCAUCAUAUUAUCAGCUGUCUAAACUGGAGGGCACUGGACAGAAAGCCAUUGAAUAAGGAUUAUUGUUACAUGACCAAGGAGAGUUGUUACAUGAUGACAUGAAUUGACGCCACUAAGAAGAGGCCAUAAUCUGUUAUGUAUUUGAUGCUGGAGGGAGUUUCUCUUCUUCCUCUUGCCAUGAUCCUAAUAGUUGGACCUGUUUUCAGAAAGCCUUUCUACAUUGAUUCAUAAUUUUUCUGUGAGAUACUGAUACUUUUUUGUGUGUGUGUGUGUGGCACAAGCACGUGUGUGUGAGCACCCCAAACUCUUGUGAAUUUAUGUGCAUAUAUGCAUGGGUUGUCAUAGAAACAAACACUUAAAACACUACAGAAAUCUAAAAUAUUUUGUCUACUUCAAAGCUUGUGGUGGUCAAACACGUAUUUUUAUAAUGGUACAUGUACUAUGAGCACUGCAGAUGUCCUUUUGUUACUGAUAUACUUGAAGCUUCGGUGUCGUCCAUCAUUUUGAGGUAAUCUUUAAAAAAUAUUGACAUGUCCCUUUGACCUGAAGAAAUAAAUUAUCACGACUUA